CCUCCCCGGCCCCUGCUCCUGGCCCCCGCCGCGGGACGAGGAGGAGGGCUCCCCGCAGACAAUGGACGAGCACCCAGGAGCCGGAGGAGGCGGUGGGAUGGCGGCCGCCCCGAGACCACAGCAGCCGCCGCCGCAGGCGGGUGGGAACAUGAACCUGCAGUCCGGUGGGGGCUGCGUGGGGGUUGGAGCCGGCGGAGGAGGAGGGCAACAGCCACAGCCCCAGGGCCCCGCGGCCCCGGCCGGUCAGGAGGCGGCGGGCCCCGCCGAGCUGUCCCGGCCCCAGCACUACACCAUCCCGGGGAUCCUGCACUACAUCCAGCACGAGUGGGCUCGCUUCGAGAUGGAAAGGGCGCACUGGGAGGUGGAGCGGGCCGAGCUCCAGGCUCGGAUAGCGUUUUUACAAGGGGAAAGAAAGGGCCAAGAAAAUUUGAAGAAAGAUUUAGUGAGAAGAAUAAAAAUGUUAGAAUAUGCAUUAAAACAAGAAAGGGCAAAAUAUCAUAAAUUAAAAUAUGGCACAGAAUUGAACCAAGGUGACUUGAAAAUGCCAACUUUUGAAUCAGAAGAUACCAAAGAUACAGAGGUUCCUGCAGUACCUCAGAAUAGCCAAUUGACUUGGAAGCAAGGCAGACAGUUACUGCGACAGUAUCUUCAGGAAGUGGGUUAUACAGAUACAAUAUUGGAUGUACGCUCCCAGCGGGUAAGAUCUUUGCUUGGGCUCUCCAAUUCAGAACCAAAUGGUUCAGUAGAGACAAAGAACUUAGAACAGAUCCUGAAUGGGGGUGAAUCUCCUUCGUCAAAACAAAAGGGACAGGAAAUCAAAAGGAAUUCUGGUGAUGUUCUUGAAACAUUCAAUUUCUUAGAAAAUGCAGAUGAUAGUGAUGAAGAAGAGGAGAAUGACAUGAUAGAAGAUAUUGCAGAAGGAAAAGAAAAGCAUCGGAUAAAUAAGAAACACAAAAUUGGUAAUGAAGGUUUAGCUGCUGACCUUACAGAUGACCCUGAUACUGAAGAAGCUUUGAAAGAAUUUGACUUUUUAGUGACAGCUGAAGAUGGUGAGGGAGCUGGAGAAGCUCGAAGUUCAGGAGAUGGAACAGAGUGGGACAAAGAUGACCUGUCCCCAACUGCUGAGGUUUGGGAUGUAGACCAGGGACUAAUAAGUAAACUGAAGGAACAGUACAAGAAGGAACGAAAGGGGAAGAAAGGGGUAAAGAGAGUCAACAGGACAAAACUUCACGACAUGAUAGCUGAUCUGGGCGAUGAUGAGAUACCCCACAUCCCUUCAGGAAUCAUUAAUCAAUCUAGGUCACCCUCUUCUAGAAUGACUGAUCAUGAAGGUGCAAGAGCAGAGGAAGCUGAGCCAAUAACGUUUCCACCUGGAGGAGGCAAGUCAUUUAUUAUGGGUUCUGAUGAUGUGUUGUUAAGUGUACUGGGCCUUGGAGACCUUGCAGACUUGACAGUAACAAAUGAUGCAGACUAUAGUUAUGAUUUGCCAGCUAAUAAAGAUGCCUUCCGAAAGACAUGGAACCCUAAGUAUACGCUACGCAGUCAUUUUGAUGGAGUGCGAGCAUUAGCUUUUCAUCCUGUAGAGCCUGUGCUGGUUACAGCCUCUGAGGACCAUACUCUAAAACUCUGGAAUUUGCAGAAAACGGUUCCUGCCAAAAAGAGUGCCUCUUUAGAUGUAGAACCCAUCUACACAUUUAGGGCCCACAUUGGACCGGUAUUGUCAUUGGCAAUUAGUUCCAAUGGAGAACAAUGUUUCAGUGGUGGUAUUGAUGCAACCAUCCAGUGGUGGAACAUGCCUAGCCCUAGUGUGGAUCCAUAUGAUACCUAUGAGCCAAACGUUCUAGCUGGCACAUUAAUUGCUCACACAGAUGCAGUUUGGGGUCUUGCCUACAGUGGUGUAAAGAAUCACUUACUCUCUUGUUCAGCAGAUGGCACUAUUAGGUUAUGGAACCCACCGGAAAAAAAUCCCUGUAUUUGCACUUACAAUGGAGAGAAAGAGCAUGGAAUACCCACAUCAGUCGACUUUAUAGGUUGUGACCCUGCUCAUAUGGUGGCAUCUUUUAACACUGGCAGCACAGUCAUCUAUGAUUUAGAAACAUCCCAGUCAGUGGUAAUGUUUUCAUCACAAGUAGAAUCUGGUGUACAAUCAAAUAAUCAUAUUAACAAGGUAGUAAGUCAUCCCACACUUCCUGUAACUAUUACAGCACAUGAAGAUAGACACAUCAAAUUUUUUGACAACAAAACGGGUAAAAUGAUCCAUUCUAUGGUUGCUCACUUGGAUGCUGUCACAAGUCUAGCUGUAGAUCCUAAUGGAAUCUAUUUAAUGUCUGGAAGCCAUGAUUGUUCCAUUAGGUUGUGGAAUUUGGACAGCAAGACAUGUGUGCAAGAAAUAACAGCUCAUAGGAAAAAGCUGGAUGAAUCAAUUUAUGAUGUAGCAUUUCAUCCAUCAAAAGCAUAUAUUGCCAGUGCAGGAGCUGAUGCCCUUGCCAAAGUCUUUGUGUGACAUAGCAGAACAAACCUGCAUCAUAACAGCAGGUCUGUUUGGACAAAAAAGAGGGAAUGCGUCACUGCCAUCAAUUAUAAGGUUACCGAUAAGACACUACAUCUGAUCUGCCUGGGUGAAGGCUCUUGUGGGGCAGGUAGAAGUUGGUGAAAAGUCACCACAUCCUGAACAAUGUCAGGCUCAUUCAUUUAACUGUAAUUACUGUAUUUGGGGGGGUGGGGACAAAUACAAAAAAAGAAAACCAGUAUUUGUAGCCUUGACUGGAUAUGAACUGAGCGUAUGUCUGUUCUUUAGGUGUCUUUAAGCAAACGUGGAGUCUGAUCUUACAAAAGACUUUUAUUUUGGACUCUGUGUGCUGCCUUAGGGUUAGGAAUGUGGUGCUCUUGUGGGGGGAAGUGAGCUCCAAGAGUAGCUUUCUUUUCAUCUCUUAGUAAUCUUCUGUUUAUCAGUUGAAUGCCACAGAUUCCCCUUUUAAACUUUUAUUUUGCUUUAAAGAAAAGGAAAUUUAACUUAAAAUAUUUUAGCAUUAGUUGCACAAAAUGUUUGGAUAAAAUUCUAGUUUUUAUAAGUCUUUUUAUAUAUUUAGCCUGUCACAACAGUGCUCAAGAUUGUAUUGAUAAUGUUUUUCUGCAUUAUAGAACCCUAAACCACAGAGAUCUCACUGACCCGCUGCCGUGUAACCACAAUCUUCCCUUCUUUUGCCUAAUACAGCUCAGCUAAGUCCUUGCUUAAGGAUGCUAAUUCAUCAUCAUCGCAUAACUGUCUUCAUAAAUAAAGGACUGUAAAAUGUGUUCAAAUGAAACACAGAGGGGUUAACACCCCUGAAUGAACUCUUAAAAAAAAUUAAUCUUGGCAUCCUAUCACUAUGUGAUAUUUUGUACAUCUUACUGUAUUUACGAGUUUAUUUAUCAAGGAUUACCCAUCUUGCUAAUGGCCUAUUGUUAUUUAUUUCACUUUUUGUUGGUCUUUAUAUCCUUUUAUGUAGUGUGUUAAAGGGCCCUGUAUAUCUGUUAUGGCACUCUUUGAGCAGUCUAAAAUAGAUGAGAAAAUGGGACAUUUGAUAAUUCUGAAGUUGCAAACCAAGCAAUUCUUUUUCCGCUGGUUAAGUACCAGGAGUGGAGUUGAUUCCAAAAAAAAAAUCUUGUUUCAGAACCUUUGGAGUGAAAAUUAUUUUUAUUUGCAUUUCAAAUAGAAUACAAAAGUAGUUAAUUCAAGAUUCAUAAAUCUGCUGUGUUUUGACUAGUUACUCCCUGCUUUUAUUUUAUUUUUCAGAUGUGCUUCAGUUUAUGGUGUAACUAAAACUUUUGUUUGUGUAAUGCAUGAUUAAUACAAAAAAGUAUUUUUUCUAGUCUUCCACAAAACUUUUCUGAUCAGUUUGCGAGUUUUGAUGAGUUUUGUAAGGUUUCUGUUUUACAAACUAUGAAUCAGCAAAUUUUUAAGAUUGUACCGCAUAGCAAAAGUACAGCUGUUGAAAAAUAAUGUAUAUAAAAUGCAUAUAAUAAAUAUUAAAUGGUGUACCUGUA
Molecule: messenger RNA, 4026 nt
Organism: Serinus canaria (Common canary)
Lineage: Eukaryota; Metazoa; Chordata; Aves; Passeriformes; Fringillidae
Gene: STRN3
Product: striatin 3
Exons: 18
Coding region: 62-2503 (813 amino acids)
Cellular component (GO): dendrite
Molecular function (GO): armadillo repeat domain binding; protein phosphatase 2A binding; protein-containing complex binding
Source: RefSeq, a predicted model, not a curated record